AUGAAGUUCCAUUUUGGAUUAAGUUUAUUAAGUAUGUAAAAAACAUACUUGCAAUCACAACAACAGAAAUUGAAUAAAGAUAUCCAUCUAUUUCAAAACCUUCUGCGACUAUAAUAAUGA
Messenger RNA from Paramecium sonneborni, 120 nucleotides. Lineage: Eukaryota; Ciliophora; Oligohymenophorea; Peniculida; Parameciidae. The record is from the annotation of a GenBank genome assembly.